This is a messenger RNA of Daucus carota subsp. sativus, 2403 nucleotides long. RefSeq names its product protein CELLULOSE SYNTHASE INTERACTIVE 3. NCBI's taxonomy places the organism in Eukaryota, Viridiplantae, Streptophyta, Magnoliopsida, Apiales, Apiaceae. The transcript is spliced from 2 exons. Bases 619 to 2298 code for a protein of 559 amino acids. The record is from RefSeq and is a predicted model, not a curated record. Gene Ontology annotation, molecular function: protein binding.
UGUGGAUUAUUUGUUGUGGAUUUUGCAUUGAUUUCAUGAUUUUAAAUACAUUCUUAUAUAUACAGCUGUGGAUAGAGACUCCUGCCCUCUCUUUGAAGCAAAGUCUACAUCUUUUUUUCCAUGGAGUACUUGCAAUUCCCAUAUAUGUAUAUUUAUUAUUGUAGGGUUAUAUAUGGAAAUUUUAACAAGAAUUAAAGUUAUGGCUACCACUUUUCUAAAACUUAAGCCUUAGAUCUGAUCUGAGGAAUAUGAUCAUAUGAUUCUCACCGUUGGAAAGUAGAUUAAUUGAUACCAAUGCUUUUUACCUAAUUGCCCUUCACAAACUGUGUAUGCAUGUGGGAUUUGACUAAAUGUUUGAAGUGCAUUUGUUGGUGAUGACAUUGAUCAUAAAUAAUGGAGGUUGUAGUUGGCCAUUAUUGUUUCUUUCAUUUUCAGUAGUUUCUCUUUUUACUUCUUUGAAGGUUUCUGUUACUUCACCCAGUAAAGUUUCUGGAGUGUGCGCUUAAUAGUGUACAUGUACCACUACUUUGAAAUAUUUGUUUGGUUCUUGCAUUGUGAAUGAUAACUGUUGAUUAACUGAUCAUUACCAUUUCAUGAAGUUCAGCUGUAUUUGGAGUCAUGGUAGGUGAAGUUGGAAAUGCUGCUGUAAUCAACCAGGGAGCCGAAGAUUGGUUAUUACAUGCCCAAGAAUAUGUCCCAAUUGCACUCGAAAAAGCAAAAGUGGUGAAGGUAUUUCCUGGCAGGUGGAAGGUCAUCAUCUCAAAAUUAGAGCUUAUUCCACCGCGCUUGUCAGAUUUGUCAAGCCACCCUUGUUUCUCAAAGAAUGCACUGUGUACAGAGCAGUUGCAGGCUGUUGCAAAGACACUGGAUGAAGUAAUUGAGUUAGCUGAGAUGUGUAUGAAGGAAAAGUACGAGGGGAAACUUCGAAUGCAGAGUGAUCUUGAUUCCUUGUCAUGUAAAAUUGAUUUAAAUCUGAGAGAUUGCGGGCUUUUGAUCAAAAGUGGGGUUCUUGGUGAUGUUACCUUUCCUUUGGCAGCUUCAAAUUCUUCAACUGAAGCUGAAGCGUCUACACAUUCUAGCAUAAAAGAAUUGCUGGCCCGGCUUCAGAUUGGACACCUAGAGGCAAAACAUAAAGCUAUUGAUAGCCUUGUUGAGAUCCUCCAAGAGGAUGAAAAGAAUGUUUUGGCUGUUCUUGGACGGAGCAAUAUUGCUGCUUUAGUCCAGUUACUAACAGCCACCUCUCCGCGGAUUAGGGAGAAAACAGUCACAGUAAUAUGCUCUCUUGCAGAAUCAGGAAGUUGCGAGAACUGGCUUGUAUCUGAAGGUGUUCUUCCACCUCUCAUAAGGCUCGUUGAAUCCGGUAGUGCAGUGGGCAAAGAGAAAUCAACAAUCUCUCUUCAAAGACUAUCAAUGUCAACAGAAACAGCACGUUCAAUUGUUGGACAUGGUGGAGUGCAACCUCUAAUUGAUAUUUGCCAAACUGGUGAUUCUGUUUCACAAGCUGCAGCAGCUUGUACUCUAAAGAAUAUAUCCGCUGUUCCAGAAGUGCGGCAAACUCUUGCAGAGGAAGGAAUUUUCAGUGUUAUGAUUAAUCUCCUUGAUCAUGGGAUUCUAUUAGGAUCUAAAGAGUAUGCUGCUGAAUGCUUGCAAAAUCUCACCUCAACGGAUGAUAGUCUUCGUAAGUGUGUUGUAUCAGAAGGUGGAAUACAAAGUCUUUUAACUUAUUUGGACGGUCCACUUCCCCAAGAAUCUGCUGUUGGUGCAUUGAGGAAUUUGGUUGGAUCAGUCCCUGAGGACAUACUGAUCUCACACGGGGUUCUUUCAAUAUUGGUUCACGUGCUGAAGUCUGGAUCACUGGGCGCACAGCAAGCAGCUGCGUCAGCAAUUUGUCAAAUUUGCAGCUCCACGGAAAUGAAGAAAAUGAUUGGUGAAGCGGGCUUCAUUACGCUGCUUGUUAAUAUGUUGGAAGCUAAAUCAAACAAUAAUAGAGAGGUUGCAGCACAAGCACUUUCAAGCUUGAUGAGUCUUUCACAGAACUGCAAAGAAGUUAAACGGGUUGGAAAAAGUGUGCCCAAUUUAGUUCAACUUCUUGACCCGAACCCUCAAAACACUGCCAAGAAGUAUGCAAUUACUUGUCUUAACUUGCUUUCCUCAAGCAAGAAGUGUAAGAAGUUGAUGAUUUCCUACGGUGCCAUCGGAUAUCUCAAGAAGCUUACUGAGAUGGACAUCCCAGGUGCAAAGAAGCUACUUGAGCGGCUAGAAAGGGGGAAAUUAAGAGUUUUCAUGAAUCUUGUGUGAUGGAGUAUGUUCUCUCAUACUUGAAGUUUCAUGCUACUAUCUAACAAUAAUAAGAUGUUCCUCUCCCUGCAAGUGUUUAUACAACCGCAAUUAUCAUUUUCAAUA